Messenger RNA from Helicoverpa zea (corn earworm), 2788 nucleotides. It is a transcript of the gene beag, whose product is annotated as protein Red. NCBI's taxonomy places the organism in Eukaryota, Metazoa, Arthropoda, Insecta, Lepidoptera, Noctuidae. The coding region runs from base 44 to 1540 and encodes 498 amino acids. The transcript is spliced from 11 exons. Gene Ontology annotation, biological process: mRNA splicing, via spliceosome. Gene Ontology annotation, cellular component: nucleus. The record is from RefSeq and is a predicted model, not a curated record.
GCCGCAAAAUUUAACAGAGGAGUUUGAAACAAAAAGCGUAAAAAUGGAUGACAACAACGUGGAGCAGACCCCAGCUUCUCAAAGGCUUACAAAUGAAGACUUUAGGAAGCUGCUGAUGACCCCUAGGGCUACGCCCGGGGGCUCCGGGGGCUCCCACCCCACGGGCUCGGUGCGAGAAGCCAUGGCCAAUGCUGGGUCUAUGCAACCUCCCGCCGAAAACAAAGGUGAGCUUCGACGAAAGAAGAAGUCUUACUACGCUGCACUGAAGAAGCAGGAAGACAACAAGCUAGCUGAAUUAGCAGAGAAGUACAGGGACCGCGCUCGGGAGCGGAGGGACGGCGUCAAUGAGUUGGGGCCUAUGGACCCUACCAGCAACACUAGCAGUGCUUACAGAGCUGUAGCACCAGAUUUGAAGUCGGGAAUGGACGCCAAAGAGAGAAGAAGACAACUUAUUCAGGAGUCCAAGUAUCUUGGAGGUGACAUGGAACAUACCCAUUUGGUGAAAGGUCUUGAUUAUGCUUUGCUGCAAAAGGUGAGGUCUGAGAUACAGACAAGGGAACAGGAGCAGGAAGCUGAAAUGGAACGUCUGGUCACGGCUCCCGUGGAACCCGUUAAAGAGAAGAAAGAAGUGCCUGUGGAAGAAGAAAUGCAGUUUGAAACGACAAUGGCGAAAAAUAUCUACAACAUGAUACAAGAACAGAAGAACAAAAAAAUAAUCCGUAACGAGAUGUUCGGUCCCGGUCGCAUGGCGUAUGUAGUGGAACUAGACGAGGAAGCAGGCGCCGACAGCGACAUACCCACAACUCUCACUAGGAGCAAACACGACGUGCCUGAUGCCGCAGCCCCGGCCGCCAGUGCUGCCGGCGACCUGGUGCUGGACAAACUGGCUCAGAUCUUCUCUUACCUGCGACAUGGCAGACAUAGGAAGCUCAAGAAGACCAAGGAUAAGGCAUCAGAGAAGGGUCGAGCCGACGACUCGAUCUACGGCGAAAUCGGCGAGUACACCGCGGGCGAGCGGCACGAGCGGCGCGACGACAGGCCCAGGGCGGGCGGGUACUUCGACAAGCCUGCUGAUGCUGAUAAAGAUGAUGAAUACCUACCAGCAACAGAACCAGUGGGCCGCAUCCGAGAAGAGAAGUCAGUCCGUUCAGCCGCCCUGCUGUCCCGCCUGGCCGCCGAGCCCGAGGGCUACGCCGAGUGCUACCCCGGCCUGCGCGAGAUGGACGACGCCAUCGACGACUCGGAUGACUCCGUCGAUUAUACCAAGAUGGAUGCCGGGAAUAAGAAGGGGCCUAUAGGUCGCUGGGACUUCGACACCCAGGAAGAGUACUCAGCCUACAUGAGCAGCAAGGAGGCGCUGCCCAAGGCCGCCUUCCAGUACGGAGUCAAGACGCAGGACGGACGCAAGACCAGGAAGACUAAGGACAAGAGCGAGAAGGCUGAACUCGAUAGGGAGUGGCAACAGAUCCAAAACAUAAUUCAAAAACGUAAAGCGCCGCAGCCAACCGAAGAGCCUUCAUAUAAAUCCGCUAAAUACUAGCAUCCGGCCGACCCGUAGGCGUAGUUCUCCUACGCCUAGAGGACUUUCCUACAGUCGUAGGAGAUAUCGGAUAUUUAGAUCGAGUGUUCUAAGGAUAGUGUGUGUGAUAUAUACGCUAAACACAUAUGUAUAAAUUGGUAGUUUAUUCGAUAUUUUGUGCGAAAGAUAACGUGACACUUAAUGGAGGAACCUUCGCAUAAAUCCAUCGAAUACUGCCCCGUACCCGUAGGCGUACUUCUCCUACGGACUUUCCUACGGUCGUAGUAGUAAGCAUCAGAUAUGUAGGUUGGGUAAUCAGCAUAGUGUGUGUGAAAUACCUUUCCUACAGUGGUAGGAAGAUAUUUGUAGAGCUAGGAGUGAUAUUGGCCACGAUUUUUUAAUACUGUAUCACGCAUUAUGUAAUGCUAAGUAUACAUUUUAUAAUGUAAAGAAAUUGUUAUAUAUUUUGUAGCCCAGAUGCAUUCAACAAGUCGUCUAAAAUUAGUUCAGAGAUUGGAUACCAUUGGUCAGUCAGUUUGUUUUGGCAACUUUUUCAAAGUCAAAUUUCUUUAUGGUAUAUUUAGGUAAUAAGUACAUAGUACAUGAUGAAGAAUACAUAAUAAUGUGCGCUAUAUUUCGCUCACAGUCCGGUCAAAAUAGACAUUUGAAAUAACAAAAAUUCCCGGAAAGCCAAAUUUUGGUGGAGAGCUUGGGUUUACCAUUAUAAAUAAAAUAAAGUACCUAUCGAUCACAUGUGUGCAUCAAAAGUUAUUCGAGGUCAAAAGUCAAAAUUUGAGGAUUUUUGUUUUUUUUUUUCGAAAACCUUACUUUUUAUCAAAGAAAACAUUUUAGCAAAGUUUAAAAUUCACAAACAUGAUUCAAAUUUUUUAUACUUCUCUUUCCACCUUAUUAUAGGUAAAAUGUUCUUUAAAAAGUGCUUUUUUAAAUCACAUUACUGGGUCUAUAUCUUGUAUUAUGUGGUAACUAAUUAUACUUUGCAACUUAUUAUGAAUUUUAUCAAAACAUUUAACAAGUGUUCUUUCUAUUCAGAAAUUCCAACAGUAGUUGAAUCCUCAAAUUUUUUAGUGUUUGCGCUUGCGAGGUCAAAUAUGUACAGGAUUGUACGUAAGUAAAAAUAAAUAAUGUGUGAAGUGGAUAGUAUGCCUGAUAACAAUGUAAUCUAUAAUUUGUAUAGUUAUAGAUUUUGUGGUAAGACAUGAAGUUAAUAUUGUACAUAGACUAUUAAACAAUAUAAUGUGUUGAAAGAAA